This is a messenger RNA of Aegilops tauschii subsp. strangulata, 704 nucleotides long. RefSeq lists its product as uncharacterized. NCBI's taxonomy places the organism in Eukaryota, Viridiplantae, Streptophyta, Magnoliopsida, Poales, Poaceae. The record is from RefSeq and is a predicted model, not a curated record.
CCACAUCACAACGAUUAGCAAGCGGACCAUCAAUUAAUUUCUAGCGCAUCUAUCCAUCCACUAAACUUUGACAAAGCAUUCUAUCUGACAGCACUAGCAGAGGCUGGUUCGGCAACAACAAUGGCGUUCGUGCCGAUCUGCGUGCAGUGCGGGACGAGGAGCAACCCGUGCCGGUGUAAGGUGGUUGGCCCGACGCUGGGAUUCGUGGCGCUCGUCGUGGCCGGAGUGGUGGAGUGGCCGCUGGGCGCCGCCGUGUACCUUUUCCGCCACCGCAAGGGUCGCCGCAUCAUGGGUCACCCGACCACGGUCGUGUACCCUCGCGUCACCGGCGCAAUCCCCAUCUAAUCGACCGCAGCAUCUGCCUCUUCGGUGGUGAUCUGUCACGAGGUACCGCCGUUGGCUUGUCAAGCUGUGUCAUGUAAUCUGGGAGAUUCGUCUCUCCGACUCUCAGCGUGUGUUUAAUAAAGCGAGGUUUUUGUUGUCGUGGUAUUUGCAAGGCUUCGCCGUGGCUGUACUUAAUAUUUGUUCGUCGAUGUUGAGUAGCUGUUUUGGUCACCCCGAGUGCUCUCUCCUCCCUGACUCCUCUUUACGGAAAAUGCUCUUUAUGUAGUGCCCCCUCCGAUCUUCUCUUCUUUGAAAAAUGUUCCUUAUGUAAUGUUUCCUCCUAUCCAAAAUAAAAUAGGUGUCGUGGUUUUAGUUUAUUA